Penicillium malachiteum is the source of this 1764-nucleotide messenger RNA. Its product is annotated as crossover junction endonuclease MUS81. Gene Ontology annotation, molecular function: crossover junction DNA endonuclease activity; DNA binding; 3'-flap endonuclease activity. Gene Ontology annotation, biological process: DNA catabolic process; resolution of meiotic recombination intermediates; double-strand break repair via break-induced replication. Bases 1 to 1764 code for a protein of 587 amino acids. The transcript has 3 exons. Gene Ontology annotation, cellular component: nucleus; Holliday junction resolvase complex. Lineage: Eukaryota; Fungi; Ascomycota; Eurotiomycetes; Eurotiales; Aspergillaceae. The record is from RefSeq and is a predicted model, not a curated record.
AUGAGCGAGCAGUGUGCUAAUCCUUUGUUGCUGGGAUGGAUCAAAGAAUGGCUGGAUCAAGCCCGUGAGCGCAACAGCAAGGGUGUGACAGUCUACAAGAAGGCCUACGAGUCGAUGAAAGCAUGUCCCUUGGAAUUUGAGCACCCAUCGCAGGCUCAACAACUGAGCGGACUAGGGCCGAAACUAUGCGAUCGUUUAACGGAGAAACUCAAGGCACACUGUGCGGAGCACGGCCUUCCCAUGCCGGAGCCUCCUGGUCAAGGAAAUAAAAGAACAUCUGAUAUUGGCGUUGCUGAUCAGCCUGCCAAAAAGCCCCGAAAAACUAAGCCUUAUGUUCCAGCUCUACGGUCUGGUGCUUAUGCUCUUUUGCUAGGCCUAGCAACGAUAGGAGAAAAUGCGGCACAGGGCAUGACCAAGGCUCACCUCAUUGAAGUGGCCCAGCCGUGGUGCGACAGUUCUUUCACGGCGCCAACUGACCCAACGAAAUUCUACACAGCAUGGAACUCUAUGAAAACCCUCGUUCGGAAAGAUUUGGUCUAUGAGCAUGGUCGGCCACUUCGAAAAUAUGCACUCUCUGAAGACGGCUGGGAAGUCGCUAAAAGAAUCCAGAAGACACUUCCUGAGUCAGCCCAGAACAUGAUGGCCUUCACAGGAAGUGACUUCCAGGGUCAAACUUCACAAGGUGCUUCGGCUACUGGCGCUCUUUCGAUCGAUGAUGAUGACGAAGUGCAACUUGAAUAUGAAUCUCAGUCAACUAUUCCGCGAUUCCCAGCCUCAAAUACUGACGGCCCGACCGACCCAAUCUCGCUCCCUCCUGGAAGCUUCACCAUCCAGCUUGUGUUAGAUACCCGUGAAGUCCGUACAUCAACAGACAGAGACUACAUUGCGAAUGAGCUCAUCAAACAAGGCAUCACUCCACAGGUCCGUGCUCUAGAACUAGGCGACGCGAUGUGGGUAGCCAAAUGCCGUGAUCCAGCUUACCUCUCCCGCUACGGCGAAGAAGGCGACGAGGUGAUGCUAGACUGGAUUGUUGAAAGAAAACGUCUGGAUGAUCUGAUAGGGUCAAUCAAAGAUGGUCGAUUCCACGAACAGAAGUUUCGUCUCCGUCGCUCUGGCAUCAAACAUGUCAUCUACCUGAUUGAAGAAUUCUCAGUGACGCACCCCGAUGCUGCGGGCGGCGCGCAGAAAUACCAGGAUAUGGUCGCAUCGGCUAUUGCAUCCACGCAAGUUGUCAAUGGCUAUUUCAUCAAAAAAACUAAAAAUCUGGACGACUCGAUCCGAUACCUGGCACGCAUGACCCUGCUUCUCCGAAAGAUGUAUGGAGCCUAUGACACGCCUAAUGAAGAACCUAGUUCCAGCCAGCCUGCGGCAUCAUCAAAAGUCUCUCUUAUUCCCAGUCGCUGCAUUUCCUCUACUCAGUCUUAUUUGACACUCCUGGAUAGUCUUCGUGCCCAGGAUGAUUCCCUCACAUAUGGCGUGACCUUUUCCACUUUCUCUGCCCUGUCCUCGAAAUCAGAUGUGCUUACUCUCCGAGACAUCUUUCUGAAGAUGCUCAUGUGUACCCGCGGUGUGACAGGCGAAAAGGCGCUUGAGCUACAACGACAUUGGCAAACACCUCGUGGUCUGGUGGAAGCUUACAUGGCUCUAGAGCCCAAAGAUCGGGAAGCAAUGGUGUCCAACCGGCUACAAUCUUUGGUGGGCAGGAAAAAGAUUCCCAAAGCCGUGAGCAAGCGGAUUUCAGAGAUAUGGGGCCAGAGCGGUUAG